GGAAAUCGUUGUUACGAUGACUUUUACUUUGUUUGUUAGUCAGUUUCAAGCAAAAUGAAAUUCGUUUUAGCUUUUUUGGCCGUCGUCGGCAUCGCCUAUGCGGCGAGCAAUGUCAAAGUUACCAGCAAAUCCACCAAGGACAUUUCCAUUAAAUUGGAAAGAACCAUCCCAAUUAAAAACCCAGCCAUCCAAGCUUAUUUAACCAAAGCAGUCCAAGAACGUAGCCCAAGACUUGAUAUGACUAUUGAUUUCAUCGUCGAUAAAGUUUUAGGAGAAGCCGUUGAUUUGUUGCUUGACAACAAUUUGGAUCCUCUUUCUCUCCCUGAAAUUCAUUUAGGUUUCGAAUAUCAACCAGCCCUCAUUACUUAUCACGGGGAACUUGAUAUGGUUGGAGGUUGGGUUCAAGAUAUCAUCACCAUCCAUAGAACUGGAUCAUCCACCGUUUCUUUAGACGGUAACAUCAUCGGAGCUAGAAUCCCAAUUGGUUUUGAUGACAUUAUUCUCACUUACUUAUACAGCGCCACUAUAAUGGAUUUGGGACCACACGGAUCUAUCCAUGGAAAACUUUACGAUGUUGAUGCCUAUUUUGAUGUCACCAUUGAUACGGAUGCCAUGACUGUUACCAUGAAUGAAUUUAAUUUAAAUACUGGCAAACUUUCAUUGAAAUUCUACGGAUAUGGAAUCAUCGAUUGGCUCGUUAACUUGCUUAUUGAUGUUGUCGAAGAUGUUCUCCACGAACAAAUUGUUGAUAUCUUAAACAAAGUUGUUGGCGCCGUCGUUGAAUACAUCGUUGAGUACCUCAACGAAAAUCUUGGAGAUCUUUUGGGACGCCAUUUAGAAGGAGAACCCAAAUUGACCAUUGGACAUCAAAUGCCAAAAGUUAACCUUCGUCAAAUCUUGAGACCAACACAAUAAGUUUAAUGAUAAAUAAAAAGUAGAAUGGUUUAAAUGGAAUAAAAUGUGAUUAUUUUUUCUAAAAA
Molecule: messenger RNA, 980 nt
Organism: Onthophagus taurus
Lineage: Eukaryota; Metazoa; Arthropoda; Insecta; Coleoptera; Scarabaeidae
Molecular function (GO): lipid binding
Source: RefSeq, a predicted model, not a curated record